This is a messenger RNA of Megalops cyprinoides (Indo-Pacific tarpon), 4991 nucleotides long. It is a transcript of the gene trpc5a, whose product is annotated as transient receptor potential cation channel, subfamily C, member 5a. Gene Ontology annotation, biological process: manganese ion transport; calcium ion transmembrane transport; regulation of cytosolic calcium ion concentration. Lineage: Eukaryota; Metazoa; Chordata; Actinopteri; Elopiformes; Megalopidae. The record is from RefSeq and is a predicted model, not a curated record. The transcript has 11 exons. Gene Ontology annotation, cellular component: cation channel complex; membrane. Bases 462 to 3539 code for a protein of 1025 amino acids. Gene Ontology annotation, molecular function: protein binding; inositol 1,4,5 trisphosphate binding; store-operated calcium channel activity.
CGCAGGAGAGAGAGGGAGGCAGGAGACACUGCCGCCACGGCGACCACACUCCAUCCGACACCUUGACAACUGCAGCGAGCGCAGGCUGACCGUCACCGUGCCAACACCGCGGCGACGAUCGGGGGAUGAGCAACAGAUCAGCGGAGGAGGAAAAAAAGACAGAAGAGCGAGGGAGAGCUGGAGGAUCUGUGCUGCCUUUCUGUGCUUCGCCUGCCUGCUCCUUCAGUCUGGCGGCGCUACCGUGGAGGUGAGAGGAGAGAGGAGAGACCGCGCUGCUACGUGGAGAUGCCGCGGGUUCGGGCGGGAGCCGGCCCCACCACCCUGCGUCGGAGUGUGUGUGCGUGUGCUUCUCUGGAGCCAUGAGGAUCUCCUGAGACCUCCGACGGCAGGCAGACGGACCCAACAGAACCGACACCAGAACACAGAAUGUAGAGACGCGUGUCAGUCACCCCACUGCACAGAUGAAUCCCAUGGCACAGCUGUACUACAAGAAGGUGAGCUACUCGCCGUACCGCGACCGCAUCCCGCUGCAGAUCGUGCGGGCGGAGGCGGAGCUGUCGGCGGAGGAGAAGGCGUACCUGACGGCGGUGGAGAAGGGCGACUACGCUGGAGUCAAGCAUGCCUUGCAGGAGGCCGAGAUCUACUACAACAUCAAUGUGAACUGCAUGGACCCGCUGGGCCGCAGUGCGCUGCUCAUCGCCAUCGAGAACGAGAACCUGGAGGUGAUGGAGCUGCUGCUGAACCACGGCGUGCACGUGGGCGACGCCCUGCUCUACGCCAUCCGCAAGGAGGUGGUGGGAGCUGUGGAGCUGCUUCUCUCACACCGCCGCCCUAGUGGAGAGAAGCAGGUGCCAUCCCUGAUGAUGGACAGUCAGUUUUCGGAGUUCACCCCUGACAUCACCCCCAUCAUGCUGGCCGCCCACACUAAUAACUAUGAGAUCAUCAAGCUGCUGGUGCAGCGCAAGGUGACGAUUCCGCGGCCGCACCAGAUCCGCUGCGACUGCGUGGAGUGCGUGUCCAGCUCCGAGGUGGACAGUCUGCGCCACUCCCGCUCACGCCUCAACAUCUACAAGACGCUGGCCAGCCCCUCGCUCAUUGCGCUGUCCAGCGAGGACCCCAUACUCACCUCCUUCCGGCUGGGCUGGGAGCUGAAGGAGCUCAGCAAGGUGGAGAACGAGUUCAAGCAGGAGUACGAGGAGCUGUCGCAGCAGUGCAAGCGCUUCGCCAAGGACCUGCUGGACCAGGCGCGCAGCUCUCGCGAGCUGGAGAUCAUCCUCAAUCACCGCGACGACCAGAGUGAGGAGCUGGACCCGCGCGAGUGCCACGACCUCGCCAAGCUCAAGCUCGCCAUCAAGUACCACCAGAAAGAGUUUGUGGCCCAGCCGAACUGCCAGCAGCUGCUAGCCACGCUGUGGUACGACGGCUUCCCCGGCUGGCGGAGGCGGCACUGGGUGGUGAAGCUGGUCACCUGCUUCAUCAUCGGCCUGCUGUUCCCUGUCUUCUCCGUCAUCUACCUGCUGGCGCCCAAGAGCUCGUUGGGCCUCUUCAUCAAGAAGCCCUUCAUCAAGUUCAUCUGCCACACGGCAUCAUACCUGACCUUCCUCUUCCUGCUGCUGCUGGCCUCCCAGCACAUCGUGCGCACCAACCUGCACAUGCAGGGCCCGCCCCCCACCGUGGUGGAGUGGAUGAUCCUGCCCUGGGUGCUGGGCUUCAUCUGGGCGGAGAUUAAGGAGAUGUGGGACGGCGGGUUCACAGAAUACGUCCAUGACUGGUGGAACCUGAUGGACUUCGCCAUGAACUCCCUCUACCUGGCCACCAUCUCGCUCAAAAUAGUGGCCUACAUCAAGUACAACAGUUCGCGGCCGCGGGAGGAGUGGGAGAUGUGGCACCCGACGCUGAUCGCCGAGGCGCUCUUCGCCAUCGCUAACAUCUUCAGCUCCCUGCGGCUCAUCUCCCUGUUCACCGCCAACUCGCACCUGGGGCCGCUGCAGAUCUCCCUCGGCCGCAUGCUGCUUGACAUCCUCAAGUUCCUCUUCAUCUACUGCCUGGUGCUGCUGGCGUUCGCCAACGGCCUCAACCAGCUCUACUUCUACUACGAGACGGAGGCCGCCGACGAGCCUAACCACUGCAAGGGCAUCCGCUGUGAGAAGCAGAACAACGCCUUCUCCACGUUGUUCGAGACUCUUCAGUCGCUGUUCUGGUCAGUGUUCGGCCUGCUGAACCUGUACGUCACCAACGUGAAGGCGCGGCACGAGUUCACCGAGUUUGUAGGAGCCACCAUGUUCGGCACCUACAACGUCAUCAGCCUGGUGGUCCUGCUGAACAUGCUCAUCGCCAUGAUGAACAACUCCUACCAGCUCAUAGCUGACCACGCGGACAUAGAGUGGAAAUUCGCCCGGACCAAGCUGUGGAUGAGCUACUUCGACGAGGGCGGGACGCUGCCCCCCCCCUUCAACAUUGUGCCAAGUCCCAAAUCCGUGUGGUACCUGUGCGUGUGGGUGCACAACCGGCUCUUCCGAAGGGGACCCCCCAGGAGUGACGACCAGCGGAAACACGAGAACUUCAAGGAAUUCACGGAACGGCAUGCUGAUAACCUCAUCCAGAACCAGCAUUACCAGGAAGUGAUCAGGAACCUGGUGAAGAGGUACGUGGCAGCCAUGAUCCGAAGUGCAAAGACAGACGAGGGUCUGACUGAGGAGAACUUUAAGGAGCUGAAGCAGGAUAUCUCCAGCUUCCGCUAUGAGGUGCUGGACCUGCUGGGAAACAGGAAGCCGCCGCGUCGGACCUAUUCCUCCAGCAGCGAGGCCACCCUGAAAGACGAGCCCAACGAGGACGAGGAGAGCGGGGCAGGACGGGGUCUGGGCCGCGGCCCUGCCAGGGAGGGGGCGGGGGAUGGGGGCAACCCCAAAUCUGUGUCCUUCAGCCUGUCCUCAGCCGAGAGGCGGAGCCGGGACGCGGACUUCAGCGUCUCUGCUCUCUUCAAGUCCAUGUCAGGGAUGGAUAUCUCCACAGAGGAAAAACCAAAGAGCAACGGGCUGAAGACCUCCUCUUCAUCCUCCUCCUCUUCCUCCUUCGUGCGUAACGGCAGUCGGCUGCAGCGGCUGUCUGGCUCUAAGAAGGACUCCUUCAAGCGUCUGGGGCUGCUGUUCAGCCGCAUGAACGGCUACCUGCCCGACUCCCCGGCCCCGCCCACCCCCCCGGCCCCGCCCACCCCCCCAGCCCUGCCUGCCUACAGCAUCUCCGCUGGCCUACUGCGCUCGCAGGGCACCUGGCAGGACCAGCAGGUGACACGCAGUGAGAUGCACCUGAACCAGCUGGGUGUGGGGCAGAGCGAGCAGCUCCAGGCUCCGGCCCGGGCCAACGGGCCCCCCGCCUGCCCCCCCGGCACCCUGCACUGUGCUUCCAGCUUCACCGCGUCCAGCUCCCGCCUGCUGGACUCCAGCGAGGACGUGUUCCAGGGCUGGGUGGGGCCCUGUGACGUCCUCGGCUCCUCUCACUGGGGGCCGGACCAGGAAGAGUCCAUCACCACGCAGCUGUAGGCGGGGGCGUGGCCAACCGGCACAGCGGUCAGAGCAGCAGAGGAUGAUGACGACGACGAUGACAGCAAUGGUAGUUGUGAUGAUGAUGAUGAUGAUGAUGAUGGUGAUGAUGGUGAUGGUGACGGCGACAGUGAUGAUGAUGAUGGUGGCGGUGGAUAUGCACGUUAUCAGCUCGUCGGCCUGCAUCUGGGCCUGCACCGCAGGCAGGACUCAGAGCUGAGAUCCAGGACAGCAGGAGCUGUCGUAACCCAGGGCUCCUUUACUGAUAGAUAUUAGCUUAGAGGGAAAAAUAAAAUAAAAAGAGCUUAAUUUAUCGCAAUAGUAGUACAUAUUAACAUAUUAACAGCUGCCUCCCAUGUGACACUCACCCCCCCACAUUUUUAACCCUUUCAUCUCCAAGGCCCGGCUCUGUGUCUGUGCUGACAGGUGGCUACCUGCAUGCGUGUGUCUGAGAAGUGACGUCACAGACACCCGGGGGGCGUGUGGCCUGUACCCCCCCGGAGAGGUGACAGCAGGGCAAUUUGCUCCCCAGUUAGAGGAGGGAGUGGGGCAGCUGCAGCCAUAGAGAAGGAGCAGACACAGAGACAGACGAGGCAACACUCACGUCUCAUUUGUGAAAUUCCCAUUUCCUCCCUGUUCUGCUGCAGUGAGUCGAGGGGUCGAUCUGCCCCCUUCCGCCUCCCUCGGUCUGUAACCAGGGCCUCUGUGUGGGAAUGAGGGGACUGUGCUCGUUUCCUCGGGGGGAGGAGUCAGUCAGGGGGAGGGGCCAGUUGUCAGUAGUGACUAGCUGGUGUAGCCAAUGGCGUGAUGCGGUCUGAGAGUGAAGCCCAGUGUAACGGCGGGAAAACAGCUUGCUGACCAAUCAGAGCAGGGCAGCUUUGAACGCCAGCGGGUAACAGAACUGACCCUUUCGCUUAGUGGUGAGAAAGAUGUGCUGUUCUGCCUCAUCACUGUGGGUGUCCUUCCUGGAUGAACAACCUCAACACAAGCAGCAGGUUUUCCUCACUGAUUGAGAAAAAGAACCUUUAGGAAUGUUUCCUAAUAUAGUCUGUUUCUGUUUUUUGUUUGUUGUCGUGUUUCAUUUCAUAAGCCAUUAAAAAAAGUUCUGAUGUUUAAUAAUGUCUCCAUCACAGGUUGAGGAGAGUUUGAAGGUUUUGGGAGAGAUAAAGGAAAUGUUUUUUUUUCUCAAAUUCCUCAAACAGGCAGCACUAUUAAGAUUUGUUUUCCUUUCCCAGCUGGAUCAGUGGAAACAUAUUGCAGGAUUAAGCUUUUUUCUCUUUUUGAAGGUGAAAAGUGUCGGAGUGCCAUGUUUUUAAUCCUGUUUGUUUUGAUCAAUGUGACCAGCAUCUAUAACAAACCGUACAGCAAUGAGGCGCUGCGCUUCCGCUAAACAUUUCUUAAAGCUAUACCAAACAAGCAAAUUUUUCAAAAGUUGCAUUUUUUAUUUGAUAA